Messenger RNA from Rhopalosiphum padi (bird cherry-oat aphid), 2999 nucleotides. RefSeq names its product fringe glycosyltransferase. Gene Ontology annotation, molecular function: O-fucosylpeptide 3-beta-N-acetylglucosaminyltransferase activity. Gene Ontology annotation, biological process: regulation of Notch signaling pathway. Gene Ontology annotation, cellular component: membrane. Lineage: Eukaryota; Metazoa; Arthropoda; Insecta; Hemiptera; Aphididae. The record is from RefSeq and is a predicted model, not a curated record. The transcript is spliced from 12 exons. The coding region runs from base 390 to 1388 and encodes 332 amino acids.
GACGCGGUCGCUUUCCACGGUCUCGGCGUUCACGUCUUCACCGCCGCAGUACAAUCACUACAAUGUGGAAUUCAGGUGUGAUACAAGAGACUACUACUGCCACUCACCAUCAGUCGACACUUCGACAGUUGCCGGCAACCGCUUACCGCCAACCGGCAUUCGCGUCCCGUCCGUCGACCGGUGUGAACGUGUGCGCUUCGUCUACCACGGUGUCUGCCGUCGCGUUUCUCGUGACCAGUGAUAACGGUUUGCGCCACUGAUAACAAACGCGCAGCACGAUAAUAACAAAAAAUACUGCCUAUUGAUAUUUGAUAUUAUUGCAGUGAUCUUAUUGGCGGCUGUUCGACGGCAUAUUGACGAAAAUGUGACCGGCCGGUCGCGGUGGAACUAUGUCCAGAAAAACCAAACGAUGGCUGUUACAGUUGCAGAUACUACUCGCCCUGUUGGCGCUCGCAUCGUUCGUUUUCUACCAACAAGUAGGAAUUGCCGGAGGCAAUGUGCUUACUCCUGCCCAGCAACAGCUACCAAAAACAGUUAGCAACUCAACAAACUAUUCAAUGUUGGAAAGAAAAACAUUCCAACACAUCUUGCCUGUUGAUGAUGAUCUGUUAGAAAAAGUGUUCAUCACCGUAAAAACUACUGGCAGAAAUCACUUGACCAGAUUGCCUGUAAUCAUAAAGACUUGGUUUCAAUUAGCAAAAAGACAGACUUGGUUUUUUACAGACACUAAUGAUCAACAUUUAAGUCAAGUGACGGGUGGUCACGUCAUAAACACUAACUGUUCGGCUACCCAUAGCAGACGUGCUCUGUGCUGUAAAAUGUCUGUCGAAUUGGACGUGUUCCUCGAAUCGAAAAAGAAGUGGUUUUGUCACGUAGACGACGACAACUAUGUUAAUGUUCCUGCUUUGAACGAAUUAUUGAAAAUGUAUAAUCCAAUUGGAGAUUGGUAUUUGGGACGUACUAGCACUCCAAAGCCAUUACAAAUUCGCACCAAAUUCCAAAAAACUACAUUUUGGUUUGCUACUGGAGGUGCUGGAUUUUGUUUGAGCCGUGCAUUAGUAUUAAAGAUGGCACCAAUAUCUGGAAAUGGAAAACUUAUGGCGAUUGGGGAUCGUAUAGGUCUUCCAGAUGAUGUUAGCGUCGGAUAUGUUAUAGAACAUUUGUUGAAAAUUCAACUGACUAGAGUGGAACAAUUCCACUCGCACUUGGAGCCAAUGAGACUUAUAAAAAAAGAUCUAUUCAACGAACAACUGACAUUUAGUUAUUCCUUGGACAAUGAUCCAAACACUGUGGACGUGGAUGGGUUCAACGAAAUCACCGAUCCUACUAGAUUUCUUUCACUGCAUUGUUUUUUGUUUCCUGAAGCUUCGAACUGUGUCGAAAAAUAAGUAUUACACUGUUAAUCGUUAUAUUGUUUCAGAAACAUAGUGAGAGUUAAUAAAAUCAAAUUUAGCGUCGUUUUGUAACAUUUUCCUCGGUAUUUUUUAAGUUGUUGUCUUGCUUGGCCUAACGUUUUAUUAACUUGAAAUACAAAAACCAUUAAUCAUAAGGUCUUCAGAAUGUGCAUGUCAUGGUUGAUCAGAAGGUGGGAAACCGUCAUAAUGGUAGCGACUAAUAUUCGUUUGCUUACAGUUGGAUACUCAUUUCCCAUAAUGUACACAGGAUGAUAUAGGACUAAUAAAAUUCCCUCAUUACUAUAUCGUUUGUUACGAUAACGACAUUAACAAUGAAUAUUUUCGAUUAAUCUUAAGUCUAGCCUAAAUUAACUUUAUAAUAAAUAUGGUGUAUAAAAGGAUUUUUUAAUUUUAGUUUUUCAAGUAAAAGAAAUUCGGAACACAAAUUUACUGAUUUACUGAAAUGUUAUGUCUUAAAUAUUUUCGAUUAUUUUUGUAUAAAAAUUUAAAGAGUACAGAUAGUCUUUAUAGUACUAUAAGAGACAUUAUUGGAACAAUAAAUCAGUAGGAAGUGUGUGUAAACAGUAUAAACAAUAAAAUAGUAGUUCUUUAAUCCUUAAUUUAUGUUAAAAUUGAUCAUUGCUCUAUAUGUGUUAUGAGUAAUCAAUAAUUGUUAUAAUUGUUUUAGACGUGGUAUGAAUAUUUGACUGAGCAAAGGACGCGUAGUAUUGUUUCAUAUAAUUACUUAUAUUAGUUAAAUUCUUUGUUGUUGUCUGUCCAUAAUAAAGGCAUUCAUUUCAAUUUUUUUUUUAAUGUAAGGAAACGGACAAGGUCUUUACAUAUAUACACUUAAUUAUUAGUAAUAUUUUGUUUCUAGUGUCUACCUUAGAUACCUAUUGUCUGUAAAACGUGUAUAUAUAUGUCAUCUAUUCAGUAGACGAACUAAUAUAAUGUAAUGUGUAUUUAUAUACGAGAUUCUUUUUAUCGAUGGGAUAAAUUUAACAAUGAAAUGUUCGAAUAAAAAUCAACCAAAAAGACAAUUUGAAUUUGUAAUUUGAAAUUUACUUGGCUCUUUUGACAAAUAUUGUCAUCAAAAGUGAGUAGAAUGGGUAGAUUAUCAAUAGUAAUUCGGCGAUAAAGGUAUAUGUAUCUAUUUUUUUUUAAUUUUAAUUUUAAUAAUAAAAGUUAAUGCUUAAAAACUAUUUUCUAAAGUUUUUCGUUGUUCAUCGAUCUCAUUCGCAUUUUAACGAAAUAUUUCUCAGUAGUAGUCGCUAAUAUAUUGGUAUAUUAUGUAAAAUAUAAUAUGUAUCUACUCACGUAUCUACCUACGUGCCACCGGAUGGCGCCUUAUUGACAUGCACGUUAUUUAUAUUUAGUUUUUUCGUCUGUGAUAUUUAAUUUUAAGUAAUUAUUUUUUGUACAAAUAUAAUUUAUUAUUAUCAUUAUCUACAUUAUGAUCUGUUUGUUUGUUAUUUAAUCAAAACACUUAUAUUGUACGGAAUUGCAGCUAUUACCUAUUUGUACCUUUUUAUUGUAUAUUUUAAGUAAUUAAAAUGUUUUUAUUUUUCGUUAAUUUAAAUAAAUUGUUCAUUUUUUAUACUAUUA